GUUCACUUACAUUUUAUUACUAAUGUAUUUUUUGACAUUUAGUCUGGCCAAAGGCUGUGCCAAUAAUAAUAAAGAACCAGAAUAUGUCACGCGGCUAAAGAAACUUUUAGAAGAUCUGUGUCCCAGUUCAAAAAAGCCUCCGGCAGGAAACAAUACAGUUUAUGUCUUUAUGGAUGUAAGAAGAAUCAGUUUCGAAGCCGAUAAAGAAGUGUUCACUACUCAAACCAAUUUCAAUGUUACUUGGAGAGAUGAACGACUAAAGUGGGAUCCAGACAAAUACCACGGUAUCAAGGAAACUGAAAUAGGACACUUUUUAGGUUGGAUUCCAAAAUUUGAACUAAUCAAUGUGGCAAAAUUCCUCAACCAGGUAUCGACCUUUCAUUCUUGUAAAAUCUAUAACACGGGAGUCGUUACAUGUCGAUACAGAAUGUUGUAUGAAAUACGGUGUGGCGUCAAACUCACUAACUGGCCUUACGAUGUUCAAGAAUGCAGUUUGGAAUUUAGUUAUGAGUACAUGACAGUAAACCUUAGAACCGGCAUAUCUGGCGAAUAUACAGCUGGAUGGCACGUUUCUGAAAUAAAACAAGAGAAUAAUGCGAGUGGCAAGCCAGGAGUGACAGUGACUUUGGUGCUGGUGAGGGAAGCGGCUGGAUUGUCUGCGAUCUUCAUAUACCCUGCUUUAGUGUUGACUGUGCUCAAUAUUGUGACGCUGUUCUUAGACGUGAGACGCAAUGUAAGGCUAGCAGUUGGCUGCUUCACUUUGUUUGGACAUUAUUAUUUACUGAUGCAGUUAGACAUUGACAUGCCUAAAGGUAACGCCUUUACUCCUACUAUACUGUUGUACUACCGCGAUUCUAUUAUUUUGACUAUUAUAACCAUUCUAUUGACUUUCUUUCUGACCAAACUUUGCAGUGUAAGUUCAAAGCCUCAUAAUUAUAUCAAGAUAAUUAAGAAUUUUGUGUGUGAUAACAAGUAUUCUAACUAUUUUGUGUUUCCUAAAUGGGAAUCUGAUGAUGUCACCGUUGAUUUUAAAUCUUCUAAUGAAGAUUAUGUAAUUUUUGCAAACGUAGUGAAUAGUGUUUUUAUGUUUUUGAUUGUUUUUGCUUAUUUUGGUUUAUUUAUAAGCAAGAUUCCGAAAUAGAUUAUAAGAAUAAUGUAAGUAAUAAUAAAGUUCGUUAUUGAUAUCGUUUUUAAGUUUAAUAUAAAAGUAGAAGAUGUCGAUGCCUCCAUCUCAAUUAUGUUAGUAAUAUCAGAAUGUAAUUAUAUUCAGAAUGUAAGGAUACUGAAUAUGACACAAAGCUAGAGGUAUAUUUAACGAUAUAAAACUAGAUAAAGAGUAAAGCGACUCAUCAAAUACAGGUAAAGGUUAAAAAUAAAAGCACGUUGCUAGUGAUAAGUGCGCUAGACCGACUAAAUCAAGACUGUAAUCAAAGGUCCAUUGCAUGAUUGCAGAAAUAAGGUACAAAACAGACGAUGUAAUUUGCAGCUGACAUGACAACCAGCACCACCCUGCCUGGACAGUGGUGAUGAAGAAAUGUUCCAAUAUCAAACCAUUGGACAGAAUUUUCGAUUGAACAAAUAUUGAACUGUACACUUGUCGUUUAUUGUUAUCUUAUGAGCAGAACAACCAAUAAAUUCAAAAUCAAAUCAUUCAUUUCAAUCAAACCAUAUACUAGAUCGAGCUCAGUAGCAUGCCAAUGCCAAGGAAAGGCCUAUGUCCAACAGUGUACGAGAACAGGUUGUUGAUGAUAUACUACAUACAUACAUGACGAAAACGAUAAAUAUUUUAACG
Molecule: messenger RNA, 1792 nt
Organism: Spodoptera litura
Lineage: Eukaryota; Metazoa; Arthropoda; Insecta; Lepidoptera; Noctuidae
Product: neuronal acetylcholine receptor subunit beta-2-like
Biological process (GO): monoatomic ion transmembrane transport
Cellular component (GO): membrane
Molecular function (GO): extracellular ligand-gated monoatomic ion channel activity; transmembrane signaling receptor activity
Source: RefSeq, a predicted model, not a curated record